UGGGACAUGUUUCUGCAAACACAUUUGUAAAGUGUUAUUUCUAUGCACUGCCGCAGCUAUUGUUGUGGCAGUGAAAAGUACAUAAUUUAGAGGGAAACGGGAAUGUGUCUUUGAAAAGGAGUAUUCCAAUACUUUACUCAGAUUAAAAACGUAAUAUUUGUUUCUAAUUGGUACUGUUUUGUUUCAUUUUGAGUCAAGAACGAGCACUACUACUACACGAUGUGUGUUUGCUGCUUAAUCUGCAUCUUUUGCCUUGGUUAGAGACAACACUGUCCCUGUGAUAAAUUGAUGAAUACUUGGGCCUGGACUGAAAUGGUUUCUUGGCAGGAUGCUCUCCUGAUUGCUACUUGAAGGGGGUCUUCCACAAUCGUCUGCCACCGAAGAGAAGACCCCACCUUGUCUCUGUGUUACAUUGUGGCCUCUCUUCAUCACCUUAUGGAGGAGUAGCUCUUGACGGUUUCAUUACAAGCAAUAAAAGAAGACGUGGCACGGAGCAACUGAGAGGAGAGCAACAACAAGCAAAGAGACAAUGUCAUCCAACAGAAGCCAGAACCCUCAUGGGCUCAAGCAGAUUGGCCUGGACCAGAUCUGGGAUGACCUGCGAGCAGGAAUACAGCAGGUGUACACCAGACAGAGCAUGGCCAAAUCACGAUAUAUGGAACUGUACACACAUGUUUAUAACUACUGUACCAGUGUGCAUCAGUCCAAUCAGGCCCGUGGGGCAGGGCCCCCUCCAUCCAAGCCCUCCAAAAAGGCCCCAACCCCAGGAGGGGCCCAGUUUGUGGGCCUGGAGCUCUACAAGAGACUCAAGGAGUUCCUCAAGAACUACCUGACCAACCUGCUCAAGGAUGGAGAAGACCUGAUGGAUGAGAGUGUAUUGAAGUUCUACACACAGCAGUGGGAAGACUACAGAUUCUCCAGCAAAGUGCUGAAUGGUAUCUGUGCCUACCUCAACCGGCACUGGGUCCGGCGCGAGUGUGACGAGGGGCGCAAAGGGAUAUAUGAAAUCUACUCCCUCGCGUUGGUGACAUGGAGAGAAUGCCUUUUCAGACCUUUGAAUAAACAAGUCACAAAUGCUGUAUUGAAGCUCAUUGAGAAGGAACGUAACGGAGAGACUAUCAACACUAGGCUUAUCAGUGGAGUCGUCCAGUCCUAUGUUGAGUUGGGUCUCAAUGAGGAUGAUGCCUUUGCCAAAGGCCCCACGUUGUCAGUCUACAAAGAGUACUUCGAGACUCAGUUCUUGGCGGACACCGAGCGCUUUUACACACGAGAGAGCACAGAGUUCCUGCAACAAAAUCCAGUUACUGAAUACAUGAAAAAAGCUGAGGCGCGUCUGUUGGAGGAGCAGCGGAGGGUGCAGGUGUACCUCCAUGAGAGCACGCAGGACGAGCUGGCCCGCAAGUGUGAGCAGGUGCUCAUUGAGAAGCACCUGGAGAUCUUCCACACAGAGUUCCAGAACCUUCUGGACGCUGACAAAAAUGAAGACCUUGGGCGGAUGUACAAUUUGGUGUCCCGGAUCACUGAUGGAUUGGGAGAGCUGAAGAAACUCCUGGAGACGCACAUAUAUAACCAGGGCCUUGCUGCUAUAGAGAAGUGUGGAGAAGCAGCUCUCAAUGAUCCCAAAAUGUAUGUCCAGACCAUCUUAGACGUCCACAAGAAGUAUAAUGCUUUAGUAAUGUCAGCGUUCAACAACGAUGCUGGUUUUGUUGCUGCUCUGGACAAGGCCUGUGGACGCUUCAUAAACAACAAUGCUGUAACCAAGAUGGUGCAGUCAUCCAGCAAAUCCCCAGAGCUGCUGGCUAGAUACUGUGACUCUCUGCUGAAGAAGAGCUCAAAGAACCCAGAGGAGGCAGAGCUAGAAGACACACUAAACCAAGUGAUGGUGGUCUUUAAGUACAUAGAGGACAAAGAUGUGUUCCAGAAGUUCUACGCCAAGAUGCUGGCUAAGCGGUUAGUCCAUCAGAACAGCGCCAGUGAUGAUGCUGAAGCCAGUAUGAUCUCCAAACUAAAGCAAGCGUGCGGCUUCGAGUACACCUCCAAACUCCAACGCAUGUUCCAGGACAUCGGAGUCAGCAAAGACCUAAAUGAACAAUUUAAAAAGCACCUCACCAACUCUGAGCCUUUGGACUUGGACUUCAGCAUCCAGGUCCUCAGUUCUGGUUCCUGGCCCUUCCAGCAGUCCUGUACAUUUGCCUUGCCCUCUGAGCUGGAGAGGAGUUACCAAAGGUUCACGGCCUUCUACGCCAGCAGACACAGCGGGCGCAAGCUGACCUGGCUCUACCACCUGUCCAAAGGAGAGCUGGUCACCAACUGCUUUAAGAACAGAUACACGCUGCAGGCUUCUACCUUCCAGAUGGCCAUCCUAUUGCAGUACAAUGCUGAGGACGUCUACACAGUGCAGCAGCUCGCUGACAGCACACAGAUCAAGAUAGACAUUUUGGUGCAGGUGUUGCAAAUCUUGUUGAAGUCCAAAUUGCUGGUCCUGGAGGAUGAGAAUGCAAAUGUGGAUGAAGUGGAGUUCAAACCAGACACCUUAAUAAAACUCUUCCUGGGAUACAAAAACAAAAAACUUCGGGUGAACAUUAACGUGCCAAUGAAGACAGAGCAGAAGCAGGAGCAGGAAACCACUCACAAGAACAUAGAGGAGGACAGGAAACUGUUAAUACAGGCUGCCAUUGUGAGAAUCAUGAAGAUGCGCAAAGUGCUGAAACAUCAGCAACUCCUGGCAGAGGUGCUGAAUCAGCUGUCAUCCAGGUUCAAACCAAGAGUCCCCGUCAUCAAGAAAUGUAUCGACAUCCUGAUAGAGAAGGAGUACCUGGAGCGUGUCGACGGAGAGAAAGACACUUACAGCUACUUGGCUUAAAACCUUUUCAUUGUUCUCCACCCACCCACCCUCCCUCCUUUCUUUUUUAAAAAGUUGUCUCUUGAGUAAUAAACAUCAUUCCUUUUGACAUUUGGCCAAUGUUGUCAGGAAUGCGAGCACAGAAGGAGAAAAAGAAGAAAAAAGUUGUCAAUCAUCAUCAAGGUGGUUGCGAAAGCUGGACUUCCCUUUAAACUCUGACAUUAUGGGAUAGCUGCUCGCCCAGUGUUUGUUUGAAGAUCCCAUCUGAACUGCUCAGGAUCGACAGAUACAUUUUGAUAUGUAAAUAUGGACAGAGACCUUUACCUCUUUACUUUUAUCUUGCAAAGUUAAUAACAUACAAAAAAAACUAUCAAAACCCUUCACACCGAGGGUUGCAUGCUACUGCCUGUCUGCAUUUAAGAAGCAAAAAGACGUAAUAGAUGAGAAGCUAUUAAGACACUGCUGCUUUAUGUGGCAGUAGCAAAUUAAGAACGUAUGUUUAAAAAAAUAAAAGAUGAGUGCAAUUUUAGCUGCACUUCCAGAAAGCGAUCUGUGUUUGAAAAAGGCCCUUAGAAGUGUAAUCUGCAUUGUUACCAGCUACCAGAAAAACAUUUGUAUAGUGUGGUUCACUUUUUUUUUUUAUGUAUGGUAAAUAAAAAUUAAAGGUUUCUGUAUUCCCUCUGAUGGUUUUUAUUCCUUCAAAGCUGAUGUGAACUUUGGCCUGAGAUGUUUACACACGCAUCCCAAUUCUAAUCUAUGUUCACUAAUUGGUUGUGAAAAAGAGCUAAUGUGAUUGGUCAAAAGACCAAUUAGAGGGGGAAAAUAUCAGAUCUGUGCAGCCUGUGUAAAUACAGCCCUGGAUAUUAUAGAUCAUUGCUGGUUUCUUGAUGCUACAAUCCAUGAAUGACCUACUUGGCUGUUCAUUGCCAGUCAUUUGUAAACUGUAAAGCUUGUCAACAAGAUGUAUUGUGUGGGUAUUAGAACCGAAGGUUGCUACUUUCCCAUGAUCAGUUUUAAUCAGAAUGUACAUUAAUGGCUGUGUUUAGACAGGCAGCCCAAUUCAGAUUUUUUUUUUUACCACUAAUUGGUAUUUUGACCAAUCACAUCAGGUCUUUUUUUCUGAUUCGUCAAAAGACACAUUUUUGAGAGAGAGAAAAAAUAUCAGAAUUGAGCUGCCUGUCUAAACACAGCCUAAAUCACUGAAAACGUUCACAUCGUAGGCAGGAUGCAGGCAGAAAAUGUAUGAGAUUGGAUCUUGGGGUUCUCUUGCCUAUUUCAAUAAUAAACAUUGUAAAUUA
This is a messenger RNA of Salvelinus fontinalis (brook trout), 4140 nucleotides long. Its product is annotated as cullin-1-like. Gene Ontology annotation, biological process: SCF-dependent proteasomal ubiquitin-dependent protein catabolic process; protein ubiquitination. The record is from RefSeq and is a predicted model, not a curated record. Lineage: Eukaryota; Metazoa; Chordata; Actinopteri; Salmoniformes; Salmonidae. Gene Ontology annotation, molecular function: ubiquitin protein ligase binding. The transcript is spliced from 23 exons. Gene Ontology annotation, cellular component: SCF ubiquitin ligase complex. Bases 530 to 2863 code for a protein of 777 amino acids.